AUGGCUAACCCAAGCAAGAAGCGUGUAGUAUGUCCUGUCGUGGACUGCGAGGACAAGUUCGUCGCGGAUACGAACAAGAAGUCACAUUACACCAAUGUGCACUUCACCAAGAACCCAUCGAUUGCCCCGUACCGUCCGAGCAUGUUCGCGGAUAUGUGUGACGAAGACCACGACGACAUUCUCAUGUUGGACUCCCUUGUCAAGAAGCGUGGUGGAGGUGUCUGUCAGCUCUUUGUGGACCAUGCCCUGCGUUGUGUCACGGAACAAGAAGCGAUGGAAAGCCAAAAUGAGGAAGUGGCGCCGCCCGUUGCAACGAAGUCAUUGACGUGCAAACAAAAGGCAGCCAAGCGCAAAGUAGCGGCAGCGGCGAAGCGUAGCAGCAAGAAGUAG
This is a messenger RNA of Aphanomyces astaci, 390 nucleotides long. RefSeq lists its product as hypothetical. The record is from RefSeq and is a predicted model, not a curated record. Bases 1 to 390 code for a protein of 129 amino acids. Lineage: Eukaryota; Oomycota; Saprolegniomycetes; Saprolegniales; Verrucalvaceae. The transcript has 2 exons.